Haliotis rufescens (red abalone) is the source of this 1749-nucleotide messenger RNA. RefSeq names its product cAMP-regulated D2 protein-like. The coding region runs from base 91 to 1698 and encodes 535 amino acids. The transcript is spliced from 5 exons. The record is from RefSeq and is a predicted model, not a curated record. NCBI's taxonomy places the organism in Eukaryota, Metazoa, Mollusca, Gastropoda, Lepetellida, Haliotidae.
CACAUGAUCUGAUAUGAGGCCAAGUUGAGCUGUCACCUCUGUCAUCACCUCAGACACCGCGUCUGCCAGACUGUCCGUCUCCCUGGAAGGAUGUUCCGUCUUGUAUUCCUCUCCGUCUGUCUCUCGCUGGGGCUCGGCGCCGCACCCAUCGCCGACACCAAGUACGGGCCGAUUCAGGGAGCUGAGACCGCCACCAAUGUCAUAUACCAUGGAGUGCCGUAUGCGCAGCCCCCUGUCGGUGCUCUCAGAUGGGCACCCCCAAAGGAACCUGCAUCAUGGGCCCCGUCCGUGUACACCGCCACCCAUAUUAAACCAGGCUGUCCACAGUUCAAGUGUGACGCCUUGGACCCCCCGAUGGUCUGCCCCCAAAUAACGUCUGAGGACUGCCUGUACUUGAACAUCUGGGCCCCUCUCGGCACCAACGCCACCUCCUCCCUCGCCGUCAUGGUCUACAUUCACGGCGGCAACUUCGUCCACAUGAGUGGUGGCAGCUUGUUGUACGACGGCAGCAUUCUAACCCAGAAAGGCGACAUCAUCCUGGUCAAUGUGGACUACCGGCUCGGUGCCCUUGGUUUCCUGGUAACUGGAAAAGGCGAGGGAGACGCCGUGGGGAACUACGGGAUCUUGGACCAGAGACAGGCCCUGAAGUGGGUCAGCGAGAACAUCAAGGCGUUUGGAGGCGACCCAAGCAGAGUGACUAUGUUUGGCCAGAGUGCUGGAGCGCAGUCCACAAUGAUUCACCUCGGCUCGGCAGAAAGCGGGGCGUAUUUCCGUAACGCCAUCAUAGAGAGCGCUCCCUUUGCCAUCCCAUACAAGACGUACCCAGAAGCUCUCCUCCUUGGAGCUCACAUGGCCAAACUCCUGAACUGCACCGCCAGGGACCUCGGCUGCCUCCGCCAGAGGAACAGCGCCGACAUCGCCUACGCCCAGUACCUCAGCAGGAACAAACUAUCCUCAUUAAAGUUACUGGAAGACUUCGAGCCGUGGGGUCCCUGGGUGGACGGCGUCAUCGUGACAGGGGAACCGGUUACUACCAUGGAUAAGGGACACUUCCAGAGAAAACCUAUAAUGUUGGGGACAACGUCUGAAGAGACUCGCCUCUACAUCUACGGCGCUUGGAACAAACCUGUAGACAACGUUCUUUACGAAGCUGCUGUAACAGCAACGCACCCUAACCACGCUAUAGCAAUCCUUCGCGAAUACCCUGCCAACUCCCCUCAAGACGAGAGGGACAACUUGGUCGCACUUGCAACGGACUAUGUCUUUGGUUGUCCCACACGGCACGUCACACACGAAAUUGUGAAGUACGGCAUUGCUGACGUAUGGCUGUACAUUUACGACCACGCGUUCUCCUUCCCUGGCUGGGGCAAUCUGACCUUCUGUCAAGGUUAUGUCUGCCAUGGGUCGGAAGUUCCGUUUGUAUUCCAGUCGGCUGGCAUUGGGGGGUUUAAGUACACCCCCGAAGAAUUGGUUCUUAGUGAUUUGGUUAUCAGUUACUGGUCAAACUUUGCCAAGACCGGUAACCCCCAAGGUGUGUCUGACACUGGGGCCAAGGUCAAGGCCGUCCCGGACUGGCCUCAGUAUCAUUCAGAGAACCAGUGGCCCUAUCAGCACUUCAAAACACCAUCUUCUUUCGUUGAUACAUAUUACAACGCACCCUUCUGUGACUUCUGGGAUAAAGUUGGAUAUAACAACUGACAUGUACGCAUGUUUAGUGUAAAAUAAAUUGAAGUUUUGAUAUUGUCACUA